This is a messenger RNA of Dermatophagoides pteronyssinus (European house dust mite), 429 nucleotides long. RefSeq lists its product as uncharacterized. The record is from RefSeq and is a predicted model, not a curated record. NCBI's taxonomy places the organism in Eukaryota, Metazoa, Arthropoda, Arachnida, Sarcoptiformes, Pyroglyphidae.
UUCGAAUCAAUGAAAUAUUUUGUCAUUCGUUUGGAAUUUACAUUGGAUGAUUAUCAAAAACGCAAAAUACGAUGGAAUUUUCAUACAUAUUCAAGAACAAUUUUGUUCACAUCAUUAUGUUGGACAACUAUUAUAUAUCUAACUUGUAUCAGACUAUUUUCAAUAAUUACUUAUCCGGUAAACGUAGAUUAUAUGAAAAGAUUAUACAAUUAUGAUGUUGGUACUGUAUUAAGUUAUGGAAUUAUCUGCUAUUCAUUACUUGAAAUAGCCUGGUUUCAAAUAUUUCAUGAUGUUAUAACAUAUGAUUUUCAAGUAAAUGAUUUAUUCAUCGAAUAUAAAGAUAUUGACGAUGAUAUUAUAAAUUCAAAAUCCAGCAAUGUGGAUGGCGAUAAUAAUGAGUUUGGAUAUGAUUUUCAAUCUAUAUCCUAA